AUGCUUGCUAAAUCGGCUCGAGAGGCUAGAAAAGCCGCUUCCAGGCAUGCUGCUGAGAAGAGGGCUGCUGAGAGGGCUGCUGCUAAAGCUGCUGCUGCGACAAAGGCACGAGCAUCUGCCAGCCCUGUCAUAAUAGACAGCGAUGAUAAGGGCGAUGAUGCUAGAGAGGCUGAGAACCCUGAAAUCGUCGAGAUUACUACUCCAGCAGAGGUCCAUAUCAACUGGCAUUACCCUGUUCAUCGAUGCGCACAGUUUCGAAGGAUCUCGCCUUCAGAAAUGCUUACGAAGAGAAUUACCAUGAGGAGAAGCAAUAGUACUGUUCGAGGCAACCAGAUCCAUUGCAACGAGAUGAUGAGCAACGAUUUCCAGAGUGCUGCGCAACAAAUCAGCGAUAUUCUGCUCAACAGAAAGAACCUUUAUUGCCUCAUCAUUAUAUAUACCUUCAAUCUCGAGAUUAGCAGCAGCAGAUAUAUCCCUCAUGCUCUAUUGCGAGAACUUCCUUCAAUUGCUAUCGAAGCGGGGGCUAGCGAGUUUGAUGAUCUCUUUACGCCUGCCAGCACAACAAUACGAGCGCUCCAGAUGCCAGGAACUGCUCGCCCGCACUCGAAAGCCUUGAGUAUGCAUAAGCAGAUCAAUGCUGAGAUUGCUAGCUAG
Cryphonectria parasitica EP155 is the source of this 654-nucleotide messenger RNA. RefSeq lists its product as uncharacterized. The transcript has 4 exons. Bases 1 to 654 code for a protein of 217 amino acids. Lineage: Eukaryota; Fungi; Ascomycota; Sordariomycetes; Diaporthales; Cryphonectriaceae. The record is from RefSeq and is a predicted model, not a curated record.